UCUUCUCUUCAGUAGCACCACAUCACAGAAGAAAAAUGUACGGGAGUGCAAGAACAAUCAGCAAUCUGGAAGGCAGCCCUUCCAGAUCACCGCGUUUGCCAAGGUCUCCUCGUUUGGGCCACCGAAGAACAAGCAGUGGGGGAGGGGGAGGGACAGGCAAGACUCUGUCUAUGGAGAAUAUCCAGUCCCUGAAUGCAGCCUAUGCUACGUCUGGACCCAUGUACUUGAGUGACCAUGAAGGGGUGGCAUCAACAACUUACCCAAAGGGCACGAUGACUCUGGGCAGGGCCACAAAUCGAGCUGUGUAUGGAGGCCGGGUCACAGCCAUGGGGAGUAGUCCCAAUAUUGCUUCUGCUGGGCUGUCCCACACGGAUGUCCUUUCGUAUACGGACCAACAUGGAGGGCUGAGCGGCUCCUCCCACCACCACCACCACCAGGUACCCUCCAUGCUGAGGCAGGUAAGAGACAGCACCAUGUUGGAUCUUCAGGCCCAGCUCAAAGAACUGCAGAGAGAGAAUGACCUCCUACGCAAGGAGCUUGACAUUAAGGACAGCAAACUGGGGUCUUCCAUGAACAGCAUCAAGACGUUCUGGAGCCCCGAGCUUAAGAAGGAGAGAGUCUUGAGGAAAGAGGAAGCAGCUCGCAUGUCUGUCCUCAAGGAGCAGAUGAGGGUUUCUCAUGAAGAAAACCAGUUACUGGAUGCCAGAAGAACCAAGCACCUGCAACUGACCAUCCAGGCCCUUCAGGAUGAGCUGCGGACCCAGAGAGACCUCAACCACCUUCUGCAGCAAGAGAGUAGCAACCGGGGAGCCGAGCACUUCACCAUUGAGCUGACAGAGGAGAACUUCCGCAGGCUCCAAGCUGAGCACGACAGGCAGGCCAAGGAGCUGUUCCUUCUGCGGAAGACAUUGGAAGAAAUGGAGCUGAGAAUCGAAACCCAGAAACAGACUCUCAAUGCCCGAGACGAGUCCAUUAAAAAGCUCCUGGAGAUGCUUCAGAGUAAGGGCUUGCCGUCCAAAAGCCUUGAGGACGACAAUGAGCGCACACGGCGGAUGGCGGAGGCUGAGUCUCAGGUCAGCCACUUGGAAGUGAUUUUAGACCAGAAGGAGAAGGAAAACAUCCACCUGAGAGAGGAAUUGCACCGAAGAAGCCAACUUCAGCCGGAACCAGCCAAGACCAAGGCUCUCCAGACUGUCAUCGAAAUGAAGGACACAAAAAUUGCUUCAUUGGAGCGGAACAUCCGGGACCUUGAGGAUGAGAUCCAGAUGUUGAAAGCCAAUGGUGUGCUUAACACAGAGGACCGGGAGGAGGAGAUCAAACAAAUUGAGGUGUACAAAAGCCACUCCAAGUUUAUGAAGACCAAGAUUGAUCAGCUGAAACAGGAACUUUCUAAGAAGGAGUCAGAACUUCUUGCCUUACAAACAAAGCUUGAAACCCUUAGCAAUCAAAAUUCAGAUUGCAAGCAACACAUUGAAGUGCUUAAAGAGUCGCUUACUGCCAAAGAACAGAGGGCUGCCAUCCUUCAGACCGAGGUAGAUGCACUGAGAUUACGGCUGGAAGAGAAAGAAUCUUUUCUCAAUAAGAAAACAAAACAGCUCCAGGACCUCACUGAAGAGAAGGGCACCCUAGCCGGAGAGAUCCGCGAUAUGAAAGAUAUGUUAGAAGUAAAGGAAAGAAAAAUCAAUGUUCUUCAGAAAAAAAUUGAAAACUUGCAAGAACAACUUAGGGAUAAGGACAAACAACUGACCAACCUGAAAGACAGAGUGAAGUCCCUGCAGACAGACUCCAGCAACACUGACACGGCUCUGGCCACACUGGAGGAGGCCUUGUCAGAAAAGGAGAGAAUAAUAGAGCGCUUGAAAGAGCAGCGGGAGAGAGAUGAUCGGGAGAGACUAGAAGAGAUAGAAUCUUUUCGAAAGGAGAACAAAGACCUCAAAGAGAAGGUCAAUGCUUUACAGGCUGAGCUGACAGAGAAAGAGUCUAGUUUAAUCGACCUCAAAGAACAUGCAUCUUCAUUAGCUUCCGCAGGACUGAAGAGGGACUCCAAACUGAAGUCUUUAGAAAUAGCCAUUGAACAAAAGAAGGAGGAGUGUAACAAACUGGAGGCACAGUUAAAAAAGCAAGCUGAACAGUUGUUCAAUCAGAUGUAUAAUCCAGCUCAUAAUAUUGAAGAUGACUCCAGGAUGAACCCCGAGUUUGCAGACCGACUGAAACAGCUCGACAAGGAAGCAUCUUACUACCGUGACGAGUGUGGCAAGGCUCAGGCAGAAGUGGACAGGUUGCUGGAGAUCCUCAAGGAGGUGGAGAACGAGAAAAACGACAAAGACAAGAAGAUCGCCGAACUUGAGAGGCACAUGAAAGAUCAGAAUAAGAAGGUGGCCAACCUCAAGCACAACCAACAGCUGGAGAAGAAGAAGAAUGCCCAAUUAUUAGAAGAAGUACGCCGGCGAGAAGAUAGCAUGGUUGACAACUCACAGCAUAUGCAGAUUGAAGAGCUGAUGAAUGCCUUGGAGAAAACCAGGCAGGAACUGGAUGCCACCAAAGCACGCCUCGCCUCUACCCAGCAGUCUCUGGCUGAAAAAGAAGCACACCUGGCCAACCUCCGGAUUGAGAGGAGGAAACAGCUAGAAGAGAUCUUGGAGAUGAAACAGGAAGCACUACUUGCGGCCAUCAGUGAAAAAGAUGCAAACAUUGCCUUGCUGGAGUUAUCUGCCUCCAAAAAGAAAAAGACCCAGGAGGAAGUCAUGGCGCUGAAGCGGGAGAAAGACCGACUGGUGCACCAGUUAAAGCAGCAGGUGGGGCGUCCUGCACGCCAGACCCAGAAUAGGAUGAAGCUGAUGGCAGACAAUUAUGAUGAAGACCAUCACCAUUACCACCACCACCACCAUCACCACCACCACCGGUCUCCUGGGAGGUCACAGCAUUCCAACCACAGGCCCUCUCCGGACCAGUUGUCAGAAGGGUUGGCUAAAAGGAUAGCUCAGCACUGCAGCAAUAUCCUGAUAAUCUAUUGCAGCCUGGUUCUCCUCGUUGCCCACCAGCGGCCACCGGGCAGCAGGUCCGAAAGGAAGGGGAAUUGAAUUUUCGCCUUUACUUUCCCGCUCAAUUCUGUCCUCCUUGAUUGCCCAGAUUUGGGUGUAAGAGAAAGACAGAGUACGAAGAAGAAGAAAAACAACUCCUUCAUUUUCUAUCAAGGAUUCGGACCUUUACCAAGUGAGCUUCUCUGCGGAAAGCUGUGUAGCGAGUUAUUCCUGUUGCUUUGCCUCUUGGAUACAGGGGCACUGCACGAGAUUCAGAGUGCGGCUUCCGCGUCCGUCCGACAGCUAGCUCUGUCUCCCAUGGUCCUGCUGGUCAGCCUAAGUGGUCCUAACACAUUAGAUUAUCAGACAAUCUCAGCUUGCUGUGAGCGAGUGCUGCUGCUGGCGUUUGACUACCAUGGCGCAUGGAGUGUUUGA
Messenger RNA from Apodemus sylvaticus (European woodmouse), 3455 nucleotides. RefSeq names its product ELKS/RAB6-interacting/CAST family member 2 (gene Erc2). Gene Ontology annotation, biological process: maintenance of presynaptic active zone structure; neuromuscular synaptic transmission; regulation of synaptic plasticity. Gene Ontology annotation, molecular function: structural constituent of presynaptic active zone. Gene Ontology annotation, cellular component: cytoskeleton of presynaptic active zone. NCBI's taxonomy places the organism in Eukaryota, Metazoa, Chordata, Mammalia, Rodentia, Muridae. The record is from RefSeq and is a predicted model, not a curated record.